Suncus etruscus (white-toothed pygmy shrew) is the source of this 1119-nucleotide messenger RNA. RefSeq names its product filamin binding LIM protein 1 (gene FBLIM1). Gene Ontology annotation, cellular component: stress fiber; focal adhesion. Gene Ontology annotation, biological process: cell-cell adhesion. Lineage: Eukaryota; Metazoa; Chordata; Mammalia; Eulipotyphla; Soricidae. Gene Ontology annotation, molecular function: filamin binding. The transcript has 7 exons. The record is from RefSeq and is a predicted model, not a curated record. Bases 1 to 1119 code for a protein of 372 amino acids.
AUGGCUGCCAAUUCUGAGAAGAGGGUGGCCUCAUCCGUCUUCAUCACCCUGGCACCCCCACGUCGAGAUGAGGCGGUGGCGGAAGUGAAGCAGGCAAUGUGUGAAAUACGACCCAGCCGCCCCUGGGAGACUCUUGCUCCUGAGAAGGCAUCUGGGGUUGGCUCAGCGGGCAGGCAGGGCCCCUGGAAGGCUCCUGGCAGGACCAUGGCCACUACAUCUGCUGUACCCUCUCAGCUCUCCAAUGGAGGAUGCUGUCCCCCACCUCCUCUCCUGGAUGCUGAUGACCCACUCCCUGACUUGGACCUUCUCCCGCCUCCACCACCACCCCCUGUGGCUUACCUGCCUCCUGAGGAGGCACCCCCAGCCCCAAUGGGAGUGUCCCUCAUUUCAGAUUUCGAAAAGCUGCACCUUCCUCCACCUCCACCUCCACCUCAGGCUCUCCAGCCUCAGCCUCCACCCAGUCACCUCAGGCCCACGAAGGAGCUGCCCCCUCCUCCAGAGGAACCAGUCAGCGGACCAGAAAGGGAAAUGUCCACAGACAUCUGUGCCUUCUGCCACAAGACCGUGUCCCCGCAUGAGCUGGCUGUGGAGGCCAUGAAGCGGCAGUACCAUGCUCAGUGCUUCACCUGUCGUACAUGCCGCCGCCAGCUGGCCGGGCAGCGUUUCUUUCAGAAGGACGGCCGGCCUCUCUGUGAGCCCUGCUACCAGGACACCCUGGAGAAGUGUGGCAAGUGUGGUGAGGUGAUCCAGGAACACAUCAUCAGGGCCCUGGGCCAGGCCUUCCACCCACCCUGCUUCACGUGUGUGGCCUGUGCUCGUUGCAUAGGGGAUGAGCGUUUCGCCCUGGACAACCAGAAUGAAGUGUACUGCCUGGAUGACUUCUACAGGAAAUUUGCCCCCGUGUGCAGCAUCUGUGAGAAUCCCAUCAUCCCCUGCGAUGGGAAAGAUGCCUUCAAAAUUGAGUGCAUGGGAAGAAACUUCCAUGAAAAUUGCUACAGGUGUGAGGACUGCAUGGUGCUGCUGUCCAUCGAGCCCACAGAGCAGGGCUGCUACCCGCUGAACAACCGUCUCUUCUGCAAGCCCUGCCACGUGAAGCGAAGUGCUGCAGGGUGCUGCUGA